Molecule: messenger RNA, 522 nt
Organism: Monoraphidium neglectum
Lineage: Eukaryota; Viridiplantae; Chlorophyta; Chlorophyceae; Sphaeropleales; Selenastraceae
Product: AP-1 complex subunit gamma-1
Exons: 4
Coding region: 1-522 (173 amino acids)
Biological process (GO): intracellular protein transport; receptor-mediated endocytosis; Golgi to vacuole transport
Cellular component (GO): membrane coat; AP-1 adaptor complex
Molecular function (GO): clathrin-cargo adaptor activity
Source: RefSeq, a predicted model, not a curated record
AUGCUCCGCGAGGUUGCGGAGGAGCUGGGGCUGUCCGCCGCGCUGGCGGCGGCAGGGAGGAGCAGUAUACGGCUCAGGGAGCUGAUCAGGGCCGUCAGGGCAUGCAAGACAGCAGCGGAGGAGCGGGAUGUGAUUGCCAAGGAGUCCGCUGCUCUGCGGGAGGCCUUCAAGGACCAAGACUCGCGCUACAGGCACAGGAACGUGGCCAAGCUGAUGUAUAUCCACAUGCUGGGAUAUCCAACGCAUUUUGGCCAGAUGGAGACGCUCAAGCUGAUCGCCGCAAACGGCUUCCCGGAGAAGCGCAUCGGCUACCUGGGCCUGAUGAUCCUGCUGGACGAGCGCCACGAGGUGCUCAUGCUGGUGACCAACAGCCUCAAGAUGGACCUCAACAACCACAAGAACAUGUACAUCGUAGGGCUCGCACUUGCAGCGCUCGGGAACAUCUGCUCCGCGGUGUCGUUGGGGCUGGGCAGCUGGCAGCAGCGCGAGCGGCGGCCCUCGGCGGCCGGUGGCGGCCGGUGA